CCCGAUCCCCGCGCGCACCCCCACCACCGACCAUCUCUCACCAUCCGCAAUGCCAAUAUCGCGCAACAAGCCACCGCAGGCGCCUCCGGAGCUCCCGCUGCUGACGCCUCCGGCGACCUCGCUCGAAACCUUCACGUUCACGUCGCCGACCCGCAAGCUCAUCACCUCUCACGACCUGAAGCUAUUCCAGAACUCACCGACGCACCAGCUUUUGCUGUCAUUCACGACGGACCUGAACAACUCGGUGCUCAACGUGCCCAACUCAACUUCCGUGCCGAUCUCGCCGCUCGUGCAGACACUGCUCGACAUAUUCGACCGCGUCGAUGCGGCAAUCGACGAGUUCCCGCCCGAAGACGUCGGGCUCAGCAGGUUCGGGAAUAGGUCGUUCCAGCGCUUCUACGACGCGCUAUGGGAGCGCGCGAAGGAGUGGCAUAAGGUGCUGGACGUCCCCCAGGAGGCCAGGGAUGAGGCCGCGAGGUACUUCUGUGAGGCGUGGGGGAAUCGCACGAGAAUCGACUAUGGCUCUGGCCACGAGCUGAAUUUUUUGGCGUGGACGCUCUGUUUCCAGCAGCUGGGCCUACUGCAGCCGGCGGACUACCCCGCGGUGAUCCUGCGGCUGUUCAACAAGUACCUUAGCAUCAUGCGGCGUUUGCAGACGACAUACUACCUGGAGCCGGCGGGCUCGCACGGGGUGUGGGGGCUCGACGACUACCAGUUCCUGCCGUUCCUGUUCGGGUCUGCGCAGCUGUACUCGCACUCGUACCUCCGCCCGAAAUCGAUCCACUCGUCUGAUAUCCUCGAGGAGCUGGCGGGAGAGUAUAUAUACCUCUCCUGCAUCGCGUUCAUCAAUAGCAUCAAGACUACCGCCGGCCUCCGCUGGCACUCCCCCAUGCUCGAUGAUAUAUCCGCGGCGAAGAAUUGGGGAAAGAUUAAUGCCGGCAUGGCGAAGAUGUAUGAGAAGGAGGUCCUCGGAAAGCUCCCCGUUAUGCAGCAUUUUAUGUUUGGCGGGAUCCUGAAGGCGGUGGAGGGUAUGGGUGAGGGCCUCGGCGAUGAGGAUAGGGAGGGCAUGAGGCAUGUACACUCUACGUGGGGUGAGUGCUGCGGCAUAAAGGUUCCCGCUAGCGUGGCGGCUAAGAGGGCCGAGGAGGGCACCGAGUUGAGGAGGAUUCCGUUCGAUUAGUCGAUUAAUAUGACGGCUGUGAAAUAAGUUCGGGCGGUGGUGCUCGAGAGCGAUAAAGACUGGGUCGGUGAUUUGUCUCGCUCUCGUAUGUAUGAUACGAGGUCUGGUUAAUUUUCGCUCGUGACAUUAGAGGCACAGAACAACAGUAAUGGGCAUCUUAUGCUCAAGGUUUCGG
Tricharina praecox is the source of this 1355-nucleotide messenger RNA. RefSeq lists its product as uncharacterized. Lineage: Eukaryota; Fungi; Ascomycota; Pezizomycetes; Pezizales; Pyronemataceae. Gene Ontology annotation, biological process: mitotic spindle organization. The transcript has 2 exons. The record is from RefSeq and is a predicted model, not a curated record. Gene Ontology annotation, cellular component: protein phosphatase type 2A complex; cytoplasm; nucleus. Gene Ontology annotation, molecular function: peptidyl-prolyl cis-trans isomerase activity; protein tyrosine phosphatase activator activity. The coding region runs from base 50 to 1180 and encodes 376 amino acids.